Strongylocentrotus purpuratus (purple sea urchin) is the source of this 1933-nucleotide messenger RNA. RefSeq lists its product as uncharacterized. The coding region runs from base 253 to 954 and encodes 233 amino acids. NCBI's taxonomy places the organism in Eukaryota, Metazoa, Echinodermata, Echinoidea, Camarodonta, Strongylocentrotidae. The transcript is spliced from 2 exons. Gene Ontology annotation, molecular function: glutathione gamma-glutamylcysteinyltransferase activity; metal ion binding. The record is from RefSeq and is a predicted model, not a curated record. Gene Ontology annotation, biological process: response to metal ion; phytochelatin biosynthetic process.
UCGUGUAGCCUACGCGAGGUCAAGGCACUUUAUUUCAUCGUGCAAAUAAUAGUAGGGUAAGCCUAGCAUAAAUGUAUUGCAAGUUCAGAUACCUGCCUACAGUCUGCAGCUUAGCUUCGCUUUCCUAUCAAUUAGUAGGCCUACCUGUAGAAUGUUGUGUCAUAAUAAGGCUUUCGAGCAGCAUAGCGGAGAAUAGGCGGAACAUUAACACCGAAGAGCAGCAUAUAUAACUUAAUUUUACUCGCUGUCAACAUGGGCAACACCUGGAGUUAUAUGAGGGAAUGGUGGAGUCCAGACAAAGUGAUAUUAUUAAAAUCUCCGGAGGGAGGAGCCUUGCUAAUCGAUGCCGCCGUUCGGCAGACACUCCUCAUCAAGAUCUUCAGCGUUCAAGAAAAAAUGGGCUAUUGCGGUAUCCACUCCGCCGCCCUCCUCAUGAGCGCGAUAUACUUCGGAAAGAAGUUUCCUCUCCCGGCUGACCAAUCCGAUUGUGACGUCAGUGAAGUACCUUACAGAGACACGAACAUGUUCUCCUUUGAGCAGACGACACGUGUCGUAAACCACGAAGAAGUGCUAAAGCGAGGCGCCACACUUCUCGAAAUCCAACGUCUGUUUCAAGCACACGGCGUUCCGACGACCAAAGUCUACACAAAGGACGUCGAUGUGGACACAUUCCGUUCCAGGGCGAUCGAGGCGCUGUCUCACUGCGAUUCGAGUCAGGGUGUGUUAGUCAACUACUUGUACACCUGGAAGUCUGAUUCUGGGGUUGUCCGGCUAGGACAUUUCAGUCCGUUGGCCGCAUACCAUCGUGACACUGAUCGCUUUCUCUUGCUUGAUACGUGGUAUGAGGGAAGGGUGGAAUGGGUCGAGACCAAUGAGAUGUUUGAACUCAUGAAUACGAGUGACCCAGAUUCUGACAUAACGAGAGGGUUCCUCAUCUCUGGACUAGAAGAAUAGAGCCUUCUCUGUUAUCGUGGGCAUCUUAUUUCAAGAAUUGUACACACCCUCCCAUGUAUAAAGAUGACAAAAGAAACGAAAUCAAUGCAAUUGGUUAGUGAGUAAUACAUUAAAUUUUAUUCAUCGAUUCAUCGAUCUGUUAUAACAGGAUUUGUUUUCUAUUGGUUUAAGAAUAACAAAGGACAAGUCACAAGAGAAUUAUAUGUAACGAUGAAGUGUACACAUAUACAUUAUAAACAUAUUUAUAUUCAACAGAGAAUAUAUACAUACAAAUAAGUGGAAUGAUAAAAAGCAAGUGUAUCCAACAUUUUGUAAGAAUCUGACCCUCGUUUUCUAACGCAUUUUAUGUUUGUAUUUGUGGUAGCUAGUCACUCCACGGGAGUUUUUUCCAAUACACCUUAUAUCAAUACCAGGUGCUUGCAAUAGCUGAUAUAAUAAACUACUGAAAUCAUCUCAUUGGAUCGGCUGUGAGGAGAAUAUCCUACUUAUUUUAUAGAUAUUUAGAAAUGUUUAUAGUUAGAAGGGGUUUUAUGAAUUGGGCACCUUAUUUUUUUUAUUUAGCUUGCUUUCACCAUAACCAAGUACAUGUAACUUCUUAGAACGGUAGUUGAAAUGCAAUAAGUCCAUUUGUUUGAAAGCUGAUCAUUAAGAGACACAGAAUGAUGAACGUUUGAAAUAAAUCGGACCAAUAAUAAGAAAGUUAUGAAUGAUUGAAAUAUGUAAUCACUAAGUCUAUGUGAAUUUCAUAUUGGCAGUUGAAUUUCGGUCAGUGGACUAGGACGUAGUCGUGGAUAUAACUCUCCCGUUUGUCGUGUAUCAAAAAUGAAAUAAUUUUUUUCGAAGGGCCCUCCCCCUCGGGGCACUACUUAAGAUAAAUUAUGGGUAGCAUAUUAUCAUAUGUCCUCUAAAGCGAAAGGACCUUCAUGAAUCAUAUAUUAUUUUUAAAAAUGGAAAUUUGUGUCAUUUUGUUGGAACAAAU